UUCUCAGUCACCACCACCGGAUGGGAGGAGAGGCGGAGGUUAGAUGUGUUAGAGGAGGAAGAGAGAGAACGGCAAAAAGGAGUGGAGGAACGAGUCGAGAAGAACUCAAGGUGUAUUAUUUUAAUCUGCUGAGACAAUCAAGACAGGAGUGUUAUCUUUUUUUUCCUUAUCUUUACAUAUUAUUGAAAAUUUCACUUUAUUUCAAGGCGAGCGAGUGUCGGUUCGUUUACUCCUGACGCGUAAGGUUACACGCCUUUGGACAUCACCGUCGAUGAAGGAUGGUGGGCACGACUAUGUAGGGGUAAUUUCACAACAAAGUGUUUUUGCGAACUGCCGAGGAAUAAACAAAGAAGAGGGGGCAAACUAUGAUCCGAGGAUGAUUUCUGCAAAGAAAACUCUGGAGGAGAGUCGUUAUCCUGUCCACUAUCUGGUGUGGCACAACAAGCACCGUCAGCUGGAGAAGGAGCUGGCUACCAGCGAGCAGACGGAUGUAGAGUCUCUUGACCCUCGUGGACGGACUCCUCUCCACCUGGCUGUCACUUUGGGCCACCUGGAUUGUGCCAGGGUCCUGCUGCAGCACGGAGCUGACGUUAGCAAGGAGAACCGUAAUGGCUGGACCGUUCUUCAAGAGGCGGUGAGCACGAGGGACCCGGAGCUGGUGCGUCUCGUGCUGCGUUACCGUGACUACCAGAGGACUGCCAAGAGGCUGGCGGGCAUCCCCGUCCUGCUGGAGAGACUACGCCAAGCGCAGGAUUUCUAUGUGGAGAUGAAAUGGGAGUUUACAAGCUGGGUGCCCCUGGUCUCUCGUAUCUGCCCCAGUGACACCUACAGAGUAUGGAAGAGUGGACAGUGUCUGCGAGUGGACACCACCCUCAUGGGGUUUGAGCAGAUGACCUGGCAGAGAGGCAACCGGAGCUUCAUUUUCAGGGGCCAAGACUCCAGUGCAGAGGUGAUGGAGGUGGACCACGACAGACAGCUGGUGUUCUGCGAGACCUUGUGCGUCUCAUCUCUUACGGCGCUCUCUCCUGGCAGGGGGAAAGCCGGCGCCUGCAAGGGCACCUGCGCUGGACUGGGCCUUCUGGGUGCGACGCAGCCCAGCGAUGAGCAGGUCGCAGCCAGGCUGUCCGCGCCGGUGGUGACCACUCAGCUGGACACCCGAAACAUUGCCUUUGAGAGGAACAAGACUGGCAUCCUGGGCUGGAGGAGCGAGAAGAUGGAGACAGUGAAUGGAUAUGAGGCCAAGGUCUAUGCAGCAUCCAAUGUUGAGCUGAUCACCAGGACCAGAACUGACCAUCUGACGGAUCAGAACAAGAACAAGACGAAAGGCGGCAGGACUCCACUGCAGAACUUCCUCGGGAUUGCAGAACAACACAUGAGCUCUAACAAUGUGGGAAACAAACAUCAGGAACAAAAAGCACAUGAAGCUCUGGUGACACAGAUGUCAUCCCCGGUGGUGACAAACCCCGCCGCCCUGACGGCCGAGGAGUACUUCAACCCCAGCUCGACGCAGCAGACGCUGAGGGACAUCGGCCACCCGUGCCAGCUCACCACCAAGACCCAGAGGUUUAAAGCCAAGUUGUGGCUGUGCGAGACCCAUCCUCUGUCCCUGGCGGAACAAGUGGUGCCUAUCAUCGAUCUCAUGGCCAUCUCCAACGCUCUGUUCGCCAAGCUGCGUGACUUCAUCACUCUGCGGCUGCCGCCUGGUUUUCCGGUCAAGAUCGAAAUCCCCCUGUACCACAUACUAAACGCCAGGAUCACCUUCAGCAACCUGAACGGCUGCGAGGAGGGGGCCGGCCUCCGUCCAGACAACGAAAUCGGAGUGGAAGGGGAUGGCCAGAGGGACGCCCCGAGGACAGACACUCCAUCUCCAGGCAGCGACUCCUCCAGCGUCUCCAGCUCUAGCUCCACAAUGUCGUGCCGAGCAGGAGAGAUUCCCCCGUGUGUGUUUGAGCCUCCGCCUGGAUACACCAUGCUAGGAGGCAAACAGAGAGACAGCAUGAGGGAGGAGGAAGAAGACUUACUGCAGUUUGCUAUACAGCAGAGUCUGCUGGAGGCCGGAUCCGAAUAUGAUCAGGUGACUAUCUGGGAAGCGCUGACCAAUAGCAAGCCAGGAGCACACCCCCUAUCCUGUGACCCAAGUCGUGUAGAGAGCAAACCCUCUCAUAAUAGGAGUGGCAGAAGUCAAAUCAAAGCCUGGGUGAAUAAUAGAAAAUGGGACAGAACAGGACAGAAGCUUUCAUCUUCAAAACAGCUGAAAUCCUUCAACAAAAACAAUGACGCCUCAGCACAAGCCCCGCCCCGCUUCCAGCCUCUGCUCCACCCCCUCGAAAAAGCAGCCGCCCAGCUGCACCUAUGACGAGCAGUUGCGCAUCGCCAUGGAGAUCUCGGCCCGGGAGCAGGAGGAGGCGGACCUCCGGCGGCAGCAGGAGGAAGAGGAGCUUCAGCGAAUCAUCCAGCUGUCCCUGAUGGAGAAGUGAGAGCCUCGUUGCCGGCGGCGAUGGUGGGGAAGGGUCUGAACUGAGGACAUGUUGGGAUAAGAGGGAACAAAUGGCCACCUGGGAAACUUUAAGCACACUCUAACUGCCUGAAUCAUCUUAGUGAAACAAUCAAAUCUUUCUCUUUUCUCUCUUCGCCUUCGUCAGACCUUUCCCCUGAAGCCGCUCAGUGAUGAAGAUGGCAGCUGGAGAGGGACACUUUUUUUCCUCUCAGCGGCACCACAUGGUACCUUGUUGAGCAGUGCCAGUUUACAACCAAUAAUACCAGUUUUCUUUGCAGCAGGGCCAUCAGUGCUCCCUCUGUAGUGUUUCUGCUCCAGCAUUACCAACACACACACACACGUACACACACCUUGAGCCUUGCUGCCACUGAACCAUUUGAUUUUCAGUCUUAGAAAUGGAAAAAAAAAAAAAAAGACAAGUAAGGCUUGUGUUGUUAGAAGUGAGAUGAAUGUCAACAAACCAUGAGAAAGUUCUCAAGUUUCCAAAUAUUCAAAAAUAACAUGCAGGUACGCUUAUUUACUUGCUUUUAAUUUCCAUAAAGUCAACACGUACUGUACUUAGCUUUGCUGGCGGAUCACAUAUAAGACUGUUAAUGGUGGUUUUUUGAUGAGUUUGAGCACAAAGCAAAGUCGGGCCACUUUAGGUUUUAGAUGUAGGACGCGGCUGCAGGAGGCGCAGCAGCUCCGCUGUAUGAGAAUAAGUGUACUGAAACUAAUAAAGGACCAAUGUUAUUGUUCUGUAAGCUGUCUGUGGACUAGAUAUGUUAUUGGAAGAAAUUUAUACUCACAAGAACAGAUUAUUAUUUUUUUCUGUAUUUCUCUUCGCUCACUCGUAUAAACUGAUUAAACAAUAGUUCAGCAUGAUGUGCAUCCAUGAGAGGGGAACCUUGUUUUGUGACCUGAGCCUGAGUCGGAGCUCUGGACAUGCGGUACGAGUGAGCUGACGUUAAAAAAAAUAAAAAAUAGAAAAAAGGCUCCAAAAAUAAAUGGAUGUUGGCAAAUAAUUGUAAGUAACUUGAUGUUGCAAGGCUCAGGCCAAUCCAAAUGUUGUGAGGUACUAGCCAAUCAAAAUGCAAGGGAAUACAGAGGAUUCUUUUAAGAUCAUUUCUCUGAAACUGUUUACCACUACAAUAUCAGCACAAACUGAGAUUUCCUCCUGUCUCUAAUUACAGUAGAUCUUCUUUGUGUUAAAAGGAUUUAAUUUUUUUUUUACUUUGUAAAAACAGUCGUUGCUGAACACCAAUGCAUCGAAAUGUUUUCGAGAUGUACCCUGCAAAGUGGAUUCUGAUGAUUCAAAUAAAGAAACACCUUUUGGAA
Molecule: messenger RNA, 3814 nt
Organism: Xiphophorus hellerii (green swordtail)
Lineage: Eukaryota; Metazoa; Chordata; Actinopteri; Cyprinodontiformes; Poeciliidae
Gene: ankrd13b
Product: ankyrin repeat domain 13B
Exons: 17
Coding region: 272-2356 (694 amino acids)
Cellular component (GO): cytoplasm
Molecular function (GO): protein binding
Source: RefSeq, a predicted model, not a curated record